Molecule: messenger RNA, 1740 nt
Organism: Amaranthus tricolor (Joseph's coat)
Lineage: Eukaryota; Viridiplantae; Streptophyta; Magnoliopsida; Caryophyllales; Amaranthaceae
Product: E3 ubiquitin-protein ligase SPL2
Exons: 6
Coding region: 163-1377 (404 amino acids)
Biological process (GO): organelle organization; protein ubiquitination
Molecular function (GO): ubiquitin-protein transferase activity
Source: RefSeq, a predicted model, not a curated record
CCAUCCUCCGAAAAUAAAAAUACUCCCGAACAACAAAACCACCAUUAUCUCAAAAAAAAAAAAAAAAAAAAAAAAAAACAUCGCCGGCCAAUACAUAUAUAUUUUCCUUAUCAAAAUUCCGAUAUCCCAUCUCAAUUUGAUCCUCAAACAUAUGAACCAUCAAUGUCGGCGGCAGACCAAGCCACGGCUGCAAUAGCAGCGCAGCUAGCCUUCUUCGGAGAUGGUGCAUUCCUCGGCAUAGCUCUAGCCUAUGUCGCAAUUCGAAGCUUCUCGAAAUUCGUCGCCUCCUCAUCGGCGCUUCGGAAAAUCAAGGACGCUCCUUCAGUACAAGUUUCUGAUCUUCGGUCCAUAAUUAACGAUGAAGCCGGCACUGGAUAUGGAGAAGAGAGUGUUUCUGAGGUUUUAGUAGUGGUGCGAGGUAUGGUGGAGUCCAGGUCGGCGUUUAAAGGAGGGAGUUGGAAGAGUUUGUGGAAUGGUGUUCUUCAAUCCAGAGGUUCUGGUGAACGUGGUGUUAUUGUUCAACGCUUUCAACAGUGUAUAUACAAUGAAUGGAGAGGACUUUUUGGAUGGUAUCCGGAUCUACGUGCUGUCUUGGCUAACAUUUGGAGAGAUAAAGGUUCUACCUCGAUUAGAAUGGUUCCAUUUGUUCUUGUUGAUUGUCGUCAACAACAGCCUUCGGAUUAUGUGGUGGUCAAUUUGGAAGGUUCGAAACAUCUCUUGCCCUUGACGACAGUGUACCAUCAUAUUCAACCAAUUCAAGCUUCACCCUACACCUUUCUUCAGGCACUUUUUGGAUAUGAUUACCCUGUUGGUGUGCUUGAUGAGGAGAAAAUUCUUCCAAUCGGAAAGGAGGUAACAGGAGUUGGGGUUUGCUCCACGAAAAAUGGAGUUCAUGAGUUAAAAUCUUGUGAUGAUCUUCCUUUUUUUCUAACUGAGUUGACCAAGGAUCAAAUGCUCAUAGACCUCUCUUUCAAAACAAAGAUCUUACUAUGGAGUGGUAUUGUUGUGGGCUCAGUGUCGAUUGGCAUACUUGGCUAUGCAGUUGCUAGGAACUGGGUUAAGUGGAAGCAAUGGUGGGAGCGUAGGAGAGAGCAGAGGCAAAUGCGUGCUAGACUUGAUGCUGAUGCUGAUGCUGAUGCUAACCAUGGCAGCAGCAAUCCCGAGUCAGAAGAUGUAGAAGAAGAGGAAAUGGGAGAUAUUCCUGAUGGACAAUUGUGCGUUAUCUGCCUCAUGAGGAGGAGGCGGUGUGCAUUUAUACCAUGUGGACACCUCGUUUGUUGCCAAAGAUGUGUGUUUUCAGUUGAACGAGAUCUAGCACCAAAGUGCCCUGUUUGCAGGCAGGCUAUCCGUGGUUCUGUCAGGGUAUAUGAUACGUGAGGUAUAUGCGCUUCUCCUAGAGUUAGUCUAAAAGACAGGAAAUAUUUGUGCAUGUGAAUUCUAUCUGAUUUCUGUUCUUUUGAUAUGUACAUAAUAAUACUUGUAUUUUUUAUGUCGAGUUAAUCACCAUUCGUUCUAUAGAAAUUGAUCCAUAUAAUUUUGUUUACCUAUGCUGGCAAAUGGGAUUCAAGACUCAAGUGGUCUUGUAUUCUGUUAUCGUCAUCUACCUAUGGCUAUUAUUCCUUUUAGUCUAGUUAAGUACUUCAAAUUAAAAUAUUUUUUGUUUCGACUCGAUGUGAGUUAAUCUAGCUUUCAUUUUCAUAGUCACAACUUCAAGUUUUCAUUAAUAUUGUAGUGUAUUAU